Chara braunii is the source of this 1027-nucleotide messenger RNA. The record is from the annotation of a GenBank genome assembly. NCBI's taxonomy places the organism in Eukaryota, Viridiplantae, Streptophyta, Charophyceae, Charales, Characeae.
GAAUUAACCAGACAAAUCACUCCACCAACUAAGAACGGCCAUGCACCACCACCCAUAGAAUCAAGAAAGAGCUCUCAAUCUGUCAAUCCUUGCUAUGUCUGGACCUGGUGAGUUUCCCCGUGUUGAGUCAAAUUAAGCCGCAGGCUCCACGCCUGGUGGUGCCCUUCCGUCAAUUCCUUUAAGUUUCAGCCUUGCGACCAUACUCCCCCCGGAACCCGUAAACUUUGAUUUCUCACAAGGUGCUGGCAGAGUCAUCCAAUAGACAUCCGCCAAUCCCUAGUCGGCAUCGUUUAUGGUUGAGACUAGAGCAGCAAGUUCUUGAUUGUUUGUAGUAUGAUGUCGGUAAAUUCUUGGUUUGAUUCUUGUGUAUGUUUGUCCGAGAGUGGUACUCCAUUAUUUUCAAGAGUGCUUAUGAGCUUUGGCGACGAUGAGGUUCAAUUCUCGGUUCUCGAUGGCCGCCCUCUUGCAGGCCUCUGUGAUGUUGGAGGCAAACUCUUUGAUCUUGUCGUCGAGUUCGAGGGGUCUGGUCUGCAACACGGCAACCAUGGUGGCCCAGUCGCUAAAAGAGAGGUGGCGGGCUGUACGAUUGUGGUGUACGAGAUGUCAGAGCAUCGUGAUUAUCGUCCGGAUCGUGAUUUUGGCUUUGUGGCGGCCGUCAAUCGUCAUGGUUAUCGCCAGUAUGAGGUGGAUGCGAAUGGGCAGUUGGUGUUGCGUAUAGAGCUGAGUCUGGGCUAUGUAGGUGAAGAUUUACGGGAUGGAACAGUUUUUGUGACAAAGUUACAUGACGAUGUGCCGAACAGUUAUCGUGGUAGGAGGGAAGACAUUAUCGAGCGAAUAGUUCGUUUACUUUUGCCAGUCAUAGCUUCAGAGCAUGAUGGUCGCAUGACGGGGAUUGCGGAAUGGAAAGCGAUACUGGAUGCGCCUUUGGUCGGACGUCCCUAUCUCCAUGGGGAAUUACGCGUGGACAUGUAGUUGGGCAGGAUUACCAGGGCAACUUUUAGUUGUGCGUGAAAUUAGCAAGCCCAUC